This is a messenger RNA of Phoenix dactylifera (date palm), 1534 nucleotides long. RefSeq lists its product as uncharacterized. NCBI's taxonomy places the organism in Eukaryota, Viridiplantae, Streptophyta, Magnoliopsida, Arecales, Arecaceae. Gene Ontology annotation, biological process: protein ubiquitination. Gene Ontology annotation, molecular function: transferase activity. The record is from RefSeq and is a predicted model, not a curated record.
AAAAGGGCAAAACCGCCCGCCCCCGCCAUUGACCUCCCGAUUAGAAAACCGAGUUCCUUCCCCCUUCCCUUCCAUUCCCGACCGGCGGACGGAGAGAUGAGAAGAGUCCCGGCUUCCGGCACUCCUCCACCGCCCGAUCCGUGCUAGACCUAACCCCCGAUGGAUCUCCACCGUCGGAUCCUCUUACCCGGCGACGACGACCGUCCCCGCGACCCCGCCCCGCCGUCCCCAAGCGCCCACCGCAACCUCAUCAUCAUUGUCGUCUCCGUAAUCGCCGCCGUCAUCUUCCUCUCCCUCGUCUACUACUCCUUCCUCCGCCGCCGCUGGCGCCUCCGCCACCUCCUCCUUCCCCCCGCGGCCGUCCCCGCCGGCUCCGGCGCUGCCUCUCCCCCCUCCGAUGACGACGGGGCCGCCGAGGACGGGGAGGGGCCGCACCAUGUGUGGUACAUCCGGACCGUUGGGCUGGAUGAGGCAACCAUCGGGUCCAUCGCCGUCGCCGAAUACAAGGCCGGCGGCGGGCUCCUCGGCGCCGCCGACUGCUCCGUGUGCCUCGGGGACUUCCAGGACGGGGAGCUCGUCCGGCUACUCCCAAAGUGCGGCCACGCCUUCCACGUCCCCUGCAUCGAUACCUGGCUUCGGGCCCAUGUCAAUUGCCCCCUUUGCCGGGCCGGCAUCAUUGACCCAGCGGCGGAUCUCGCCGGCGCCGCUCCUCCUCCUCCUGCUGCUACCACUGUCGGUGCUGUCUCGGUCGACGACUCGAGUUCCUCGGUUCCUGUGGACAAUCCCGACACUGGAAUCCAAGCACUGGAGAGCGAUAAUGGGUUGCAGGAUGUGGAAGAAGAGGAUAGAGGAACGGAGAGUGGAGUUGAAAUUGGAAUUUUGACUGACCAGUUGCUGGAAAGCUCUGAGCUUGCGGUACCGAGCGAGUUGGGGGAAGAUGGGUUGCAGCCGGUUCGCAGGUCGGUUUCAAUGGACUCGCCAUACUUGGGUAUUCUUCCCAUCAGAGUGGAGCCGGAAAAGAACUCUGCGGAGGAGCAAAAAGAUCCCUACUUUGGGGAAGAGCAGACAAGUAAUAACCGGGGAAAGCAAGGAAAUUCUUCGAAACAGGGUUCAUUGCGGAAGGGUCAUUUAGAAAUAGAAAGAUCUCUGUCGAGCAGCGGCAGGGGGUUCUUCUCAAGAUAUGGACGGGUGGCCAGAAACUCGAUCCUCCCCUCGUGAUGGUGGAUACAGGUGGUUUGUUUCGUUUGGUUGCCGUUAAAACAAUGUCCUUUCGAGUUUGUAGUGUCUGUGAAUUUUGAAUAUGAAGUGUUCUCAGCAAUGUGAGAGUUACUCACUGCUGGUCAUACAUUUAGAGAUAGUGAGGAAGGUUAAAAAAAGUGAACUUCCAUGUCACAGAUAGUAGGCAGUUCACACUUAUAUCGUAAUAAAUAGAACUUUGUUCUCUUAUCAAUGAAUGUCUUCACCUGCUAAAGUAGCUGCAUCGAUGUUUCAAUUUGAUCAAUGAAAAGCAAAUUGCAGCAGAAAUUAGUGCUUA